AAGUAGUAAGCGUAAAGAGGAACCUUUGUUGCACUUGUGUUUCACAGCGGGAUGAAAAUAGCGUGGGACUGCUGUGGGCGUGGUUGAAACCUUCCUCUUGAUUGUCACGGCAGGAGAGUGUGUUUAGCGGAGGAGCCAUGCCUUUCCUCCAUGGGUUUCGACGGAUCAUCUAUGAGUACCAGCCGCUGGUGGACGCGGUGAUGUGUGUUUUUGGACUGGAGGAAGGUGGAGGCGGUCACGAGGACAGAGGCCAAACCCCUGAGGAAGAGGCUGGUCUUUGUAGUUCUCUGGUGGAGCUUUUGGAGCGGGAGUCCCAGUCAGAGGUGUUCCUGGAAGGCAUCAGCUAUGCGCUGUUUAAGGUGGCAGAACGGGGACUGGUGUACGCAGCGGAAAUACUUCUACGCUAUGGGGCUGAUUUAAACUUUGAAGACCCGGUGUCGUACUACAACCCUCUACAUAUCGCAGUUCUGAGGAACAAACCGAAUAUGGUCAGGCUGCUGGCCGGACACGGAGCCGACAUUGAAAAGCGAGACAGGAUCCAUGAGAGCAGCCCUUUGGAUCUUGCUGGUGAGGAGUCGGAGAGGCUCCCCUGCCUGCUCACCCUGCUGGACCUUGGUGCCGACGUGAAUGCAAGAGAUAAACAUGGAAAAACUCCUUUACUCCACGCCUUGGCGAGCAGCGAUGGAGUUACUGUGCACAACACAGAGAACAUCCAGCUCCUACUAGAGAGAGGUGCUGAUGUAAAUGCUUCAACAGUAGACGGUGAAACAGCAAAGUCCUCGUUGGUGUUCCUGGUGAAGGAGGCUCUGGAAGCCAGCGUGGAGGACGCCGCAGAGAUAGGUAACUUCUGCUUGAAGGCCACGCGGCUGCUGCUGGCUCACGGAGUGGACCCCAGCUGCUGCCUGAGCGAGGACGGCGAGCCCUCGCUGACUCAGACCAGCCUGGCGCACUUUGACCUGUUCUUCCCUCUGGCCGUGCUCUUGAUCCAGAGCAGAGCCUCUCUGGUUUGCUCCUAUCACGGCGGCUCCUGUUGGUCCGGCUAUAGCCUCCUUUUCCAGCGGCUCCACACAGUCCUGCAGCAGUGCUCUGAUCAAAGUCAGGCCUCCGAGCUCCUGGAGCAAGCCGAGGUGUUGCUCGACUUAGCGAGGGUUGACGUCCCAAUGCUGCAUUUGCCUCCCAGGCUCGAGCCCCCUGUGUCCGGGGAGGACCCUCAUCCUUACACUCAAGCUCUGAGAGACCUUCAUAACCGCUCUGUAGAGCGUGAUGCGAGCCCUCCUGCUCUGAGGUGUCUUUGCAGGGCAUUCAUUAGGAGCCACCUACAACCUUGGCCCUUGCAAGACAGAGUGAAAAUAUUGCCAUUACCUGACAGAAUGAAAGACUUUCUCCUCCCUGAGAACACUUACACCACAAAGCCUGGCUGGGACUGCUUCAAGCCCCAACAAAGCCAGCAGUGACGAUGCAACUUUCUGUUUGAAACCUCAAUUCAAAGACUGAAAUGGCCUGUAGUGAUCUGUGUAAAUAUCUGAGCAUCUGUCUUAAACCUCACAAACCAUUGAGGCCUUUGUUAAAUUCUUCUUCUGUCUGUGCCAAAUGAACAGACAAAUGUGUGUCAUGUUUACAGAUUAGCCUUUGAGUUCUUAAACUGUAAUGAUUAAGCUGCUGCUGCUGCUGCUGCUGCUGCUGCUGCUCCUGCUGCACAGUUGAAUGAACCUCACCGAUGCGGAAAGCAGGUUGCAAUACACAGUGAAAGCCACCAGAUGGCAGUGUUGCUCCUGCUUAUCAUGAAGGUGCUCAGAUGUCAGGGUCAAAGAUUUCGUUAUUCACAUUCACAGUGCAGCUCAUUACAGCUGUUCCAGCGCAGGAGGCAACAUCUAUAUUUUAUCUCCUCAAUAUGAUUGGUGUUGUACUGUGGCAUUUGUGUAUCUUCUCUCUUAACAUGAAGGUGGGCCAUUAAAACAGUUCUGUGUCUCAG
Molecule: messenger RNA, 1972 nt
Organism: Notolabrus celidotus (New Zealand spotty)
Lineage: Eukaryota; Metazoa; Chordata; Actinopteri; Labriformes; Labridae
Gene: asb6
Product: ankyrin repeat and SOCS box containing 6
Exons: 7
Coding region: 138-1454 (438 amino acids)
Biological process (GO): protein ubiquitination; intracellular signal transduction
Cellular component (GO): BRCA1-BARD1 complex
Molecular function (GO): protein binding
Source: RefSeq, a predicted model, not a curated record